Molecule: messenger RNA, 3418 nt
Organism: Cynoglossus semilaevis (tongue sole)
Lineage: Eukaryota; Metazoa; Chordata; Actinopteri; Pleuronectiformes; Cynoglossidae
Product: platelet-derived growth factor receptor beta-like
Exons: 25
Coding region: 72-2918 (948 amino acids)
Biological process (GO): positive regulation of smooth muscle cell migration; positive regulation of kinase activity; cell chemotaxis
Cellular component (GO): plasma membrane; signaling receptor complex
Molecular function (GO): platelet-derived growth factor beta-receptor activity; platelet-derived growth factor binding; ATP binding
Source: RefSeq, a predicted model, not a curated record
CAUCCCUUGUGUUCUGUAAGAAUACUGUCUUAUGUCUUUUGUUGUCUCUGUUGCUUUUGUUCAGAAUUCUGAUGGCGUCAUUCCGAGGACAAGGAGGAUGUCUCUGUCAUCGCUUAGUAUUCAUACUAGGCGUUUACUUGGGCCUCCCUGAGGCAGUCAAGGGUUUGGAGCUACUGCCGUCAACCUCUCAUGUUGUGCUCGAUUCAAACCAAAACUUCACUGUGGUUUGUCGAGGGUGGAGUCGUGUGAUGUGGCACACACCUAAUGAAAAUUCUCCUAUCGAUGGCGUUCUGUUAGAGAACCACGGCUCUAGCAGCACUUUGCAGCUCAUAAAUGCCACUUGGAAGAAUUCGGGGAGGUACACGUGUGAGGAGGCAUCAUCCAAUCAGAGAAGAGAUGUUGACAUUUUUAUACCCGGAGGAGGUCCAGAAGAAUGGUUCGUCCCUCUAGGUCCAGGUGUGAUCAUGAAGGAAGAGGAGCAAGACACUAUCCCGUGUGCGGUGUCUGAUCCACAGCUGAAUGUUUCACUGUUCCAACGUCCGGGCAGGAUGCCAGUUUACAAUCUCACAUAUGAAGCAAGCCAAGGCUUCACGGGUCCUCUGAAUGACACCUCGUACGUGUGCAUGGCGGCCCGCGGUGACCAGCAGAAGGAAUCUCAGGUGUACUACGUCUUCAGUGUUGUCGCACCGCAAGUGAUCCAUGCGGAUUUGUCCGCUUCAAGCGUUUUGCUGAAACAGGGAGAAGUUCUCACGAUCAACUGUACAGUCACUGAGACCGACGUCGUUUACUUCAAUUGGGAUUUUCCGCGCAAAAAGGAAGUGGAGCCGCUCACUGACUUUCUGCCUAAUCAAAUUCGCUCUUUCAUCAACAUUUCUAACGUGACAUUGGAAGAUUCAGGUAUCUAUAUGUGUGAAGUAAAGGAGCCAAAACGGGGAAGUACAGUGGCAAAAAAUGUUACAGUGACUGUACUUCAGCAAGGUUAUAUAUUCACUUCAACUGGCACUAACGUGUCAUCACUUCUCCAUGAUACCGUUGAACUCAGCCUGGAAAUUGAUGCCUACCCUGCCCCAACCGUUAUAUGGACAACAGGAGACAACGAGACAGUUGGGAAAGAAAGCAUUGUGACCACCACACAUCUUUCCGGAAGCAGGUAUACAAGCAAACUGACCUUCAUCCAUGUCCAAGUGGAGCAGACAGGAAGCUACGCUGCCACUGUUUUAAACGAUGACGAUGUCGCGAAAGUUACCUUCAACCUCCAAAUCCAAACACCCCCCAGGAUUGUAUCUCUGUCAGAGAGUAAUGGUACAUCUGUGUUGUGUGUCUGUGAGGGAGCUCCUCCCCCCACCAUUACCUGGUACACGUGUCACACCCCCAAAAGCUGCAGCUGGAAGAAUCAUACAGCAGCCUGGGAAAACAUCACCAGGGUGAAGGAGAACGGUGUUGCUCAGAUAAGCAGUGAGUUGAGACUCUCCAGUUUGACCUCGGUGACCUCGGUUCGUUGUGAAGUGAAAAAUGCCGCUGGACACAGAGUAAGAGACCUUCGAGUGGUGUCAUCACUCCUGUCUCAGGUGCCGGUACUGUCGUCUAUCCUGGUUCUGGUUCUGGUCGCCAUCUUCUUCCUCAUCAUCCUAAUCACCCUCUGGAGAAAAAAACCUCAUUACGAAGUUCGAUGGAAAGUAAUCGAGUCCGUGAGUGUUGACUGUCACCACUACACUUACAUUGACCCUGGCUGCCUGCCUUAUGACUCUGCCUGGGAAAUACCCCGAGACAGCAUCGUACUAGGCAAGGUGCUAGGUUUAGGUGCAUUCGGCCGUGUCGUUGAAGCAAACAUCUCAGGACUAACUGGUCCUGAUUCUACAACCAAAGUCGCGGUCAAGAUGGUGAAACAGAACAACAGCUCAGUCCAGUCUUUAAUGUCAGAGCUGAAGGUUUUGGUCCAUCUUGGUCCACACCUAAAUGUAGUCAACCUGCUGGGAGCCUGCACCACCCCUACAGGUCCUGUUUAUGUUAUCACUGAGUUCUGUCAUCACGGAGACCUGCUCAACUACCUGCACAAGAACAAACACACCUUCUUGCAGACUGACGCACAAACUGAGAGUGAUGGUGGUUACAUGGACAUGAGCGAAGAGAAGAACACUCAGUACGUUGCUAUGAAGACAAUAAACAGCACCCAAAUCGAGCCCACUGUUUACGAGACCCCGUAUCCAUCAUUAGAUGAGACGUUCCUGCUGCUCGAUGACUCUUCUGCCUUAAGCCACAAUGACCUGCUAAGUUUCUCUUAUCAGAUCGCUCAGGCCAUGGAUUUCCUGUCUUCUAAAAAUUGUGUCCACAGAGACCUGGCGGCAAGAAAUGCGCUGGUAUGCGAGGGGAAGCUGGUGAAGAUCUGCGACUUUGGCUUGGCACGCGAUUUGACCAAGGAUCAGAACUACAUCGCCAGAGGAAAUAACUUUCUACCGCUGAAGUGGAUGGCACCAGAGAGCGUGUUCAAGAGUGUCUACAGCUCCCAGAGUGACGUAUGGUCCUAUGGAAUUCUGCUAUGGGAGAUUUUCUCUCUGGGUGAGAGUCCAUAUCCUGAUAUUCCAAGAACCCGAGACUUUUACUCUGCUCUAAGGAGAGGAUACAGGAUGACGUGCCCUGACCACACUCCCCAGACUGUGUAUAACCUUAUGACAGAAUGCUGGAUGGAGAAGCCCGAGGCCAGACCAUCCUUCACUUCUGUGGUCAGUACUUUCAGAAACAUGAUGAGCGAUGACUACAACAAGCGGUACGUUCGAAUGACUGAGGAAUUCCUGAAGGGACAAAAUCCAGCCGCUAUCCGAUUCCGAGCUGGCCAGACACAUGAAAGCCCAAUCUCUGAGGACAAGGUCCGUCUCUUAGAGGUGGGACCAGAGGAGGCUGGACCCUCCUGUUCUUCUUAGAUCAUGUUACUUUAAAUGCAUCCAGGUAGAUGUUGAAGACUUAACUUGUCAGUAUGAAACACUAUGAAUGUUCCGGUCUGCAGCUGAUCAGUGUAACUAUACUCUCAGGAUGUGACAUAAUCAAUGGGACGACAGGAAGCUGACAAAGGACAGCAGACUGUGUGAUGUAUAAUGCCAAUGGAGAAGUAACAUUUUUAAACCAUGUAUUCUUUUUAUCUUUUUUUGUGUGUUUUUUUUACCAAACUAUUAAAUGUGCAGCAGAUCCUACAUUUCAGAGUGUGUUUAUUUAUUCUUUCUCACUGUGAUCAUCACAUAUGAACAAGUCAUUAUCAAUUACAAUGUGACAAGAAGGUAUCACUACUCGCCAGGGCAGGUCUUCUUCUUCUUUUUCUUUCGGCUUUGUCCCUUUUUUUUUCAGGGGUUGCCACAGCAAAUCAUUGAUUUCCAUCUCUCCCUGUUCUCUGCAUCUUCUACUCUGAUUCCAACUAUCUGCAUGUCCU